AUCUCUCGAAGUUUCCUCCGUCGUCAGAAUAACUCAGAACCACCCCUCUUUCUCUCUCUAAGGAGAGAACGAGGGGAAAAAACAGAUAUUUUUCUCUCUCUUCUCUCAAACUCUCUUUUUAUCUCUCCAUUAUUUUCCCACAAUCUCAUUCUUAAAAUCCCUUCUCUAAACUUUCUACUAAUCCUCUAUCAUUUAACCAAUAACAAUUCUUAAAUAUUCUCUAGAAUUUGUCGACUCAACGUUGAAUUAUCUUCAAUUUACAGCCGUUAGAUCUUGUAAAUCAAAGAUGGAAAGAGGAGGAUCCAACGGUAGUAAUGGAUCUUCUUCUACGUCGUCGUAUUACUCUGUUCUUGGAGUUCGUAAAGAUGCUUCUUUCUCUGACAUUCGUUCCGCUUACCGUAAACUUGCUCUUAAAUGGCAUCCGGAUAGAUGGGCCGCGAAUCCUUCCGUUGCUUCUGAUGCUAAACGCCGGUUUCAGCAAAUUCAGGAAGCUUAUUCAGUGUUGUCGGAUCAAGGUAAACGAUCAAUGUACGACGCAGGAUUUUAUGAUCCAACGGAAGAAGAAGAUCAAGGGUUCUGUGAUUUUAUGCAAGAAAUGCUGUCAAUGAUGGACAAUGUUAGAGGGGAGACGGAGAGUCUAGAAGAUCUCCAAAAGAUGUUCGUGGAGAUGGUCGGUGGAGAUGGGAUGUGCUUUGACUUUAAUACUGAUCCAACGGCUGCUAAGAGGUCACGAAGUGGAGCUUCCAAAGGGAAUAAUGUAGCUGUCAAACGAAGCUCCUCUUGUUGCUGAGACGGUGUCGUUUGUACAUUGUUUCUGAUACUUUCUUUUUUUUGGUUGCCCACCCGGUUCACCGGAGCUUUGCUCCGACUACAUCCGAGUCCGACCCGGGUCGCACACCUGGCUUUGGUGGGUGAGUCUCCCAACAAGAGUUUCUGCAUACGGUGAGGCUCGAACUCGAGACCUCCCUUAAGCGACAUCAAGCUGCUUACCACUUGAGCCAACUCUUGUUGGUGUUUCUGAUACUUUCUAACCAACUAGUCUUUCAAUUUCGAUUGUUACUGGCCUUAAUACAAGGGCCCCUUAUUUUUUCCUUUUUUUUUUCUUAGCUUUGUUCAACCUCUUGUGUGUCUUUAAGUCUCUGUAAUCGUUUCACCAAUUUGUCAAAUAAAACACUCCUUUUUUAGUUUA
This is a messenger RNA of Beta vulgaris subsp. vulgaris (sugar beet), 1189 nucleotides long. RefSeq lists its product as uncharacterized. The record is from RefSeq and is a predicted model, not a curated record. NCBI's taxonomy places the organism in Eukaryota, Viridiplantae, Streptophyta, Magnoliopsida, Caryophyllales, Amaranthaceae. The transcript is spliced from 5 exons. The coding region runs from base 287 to 790 and encodes 167 amino acids.